This is a messenger RNA of Talpa occidentalis (Iberian mole), 1652 nucleotides long. RefSeq names its product 5',3'-nucleotidase, mitochondrial (gene NT5M). The coding region runs from base 1 to 690 and encodes 229 amino acids. The record is from RefSeq and is a predicted model, not a curated record. The transcript is spliced from 5 exons. Gene Ontology annotation, biological process: pyrimidine deoxyribonucleotide catabolic process. NCBI's taxonomy places the organism in Eukaryota, Metazoa, Chordata, Mammalia, Eulipotyphla, Talpidae. Gene Ontology annotation, molecular function: 5'-nucleotidase activity.
AUGAUCCGGCUGGGCGGCUGGUGUGCGCGGCGGCCCCGCGGCACGGCGACCCCGGCGGGGCGGCGCUGGCAGUCCGGGGGCCCGGCGGGCCAGGGGCGCAGCCGCGCCCUGCGGGUGCUGGUGGACAUGGACGGCGUGCUCGCCGAUUUCGAAGGCGGUUUCCUCAGGAAGUUCCGCGCGCGUUUCCCCGACCUGCCCUUCAUCGCGCUGGAGGACCGGCGCGGCUUCUGGGUGUCAGAACAGUACCGCAGCCUGGGGCCCGAGCUGAGGGAGAAAGCCAUCAGCAUUUGGGAAUCGAAGAAUUUCUUUUUUGACCUUGAGCCUCUCCCAGGGGCUGUGGAGGCUCUGAAGCAGAUGGCCAGUCUGGAGAACACUGAUGUCUUCAUCUGUACGAGCCCCAUCAAGAAGUACAAGUACUGUCCGUAUGAGAAGUAUGCCUGGGUGGAGAAGCACUUUGGUUCUGACUUUCUGGAGCACAUCGUGCUGACCAGAGACAAGACUGUGGUCUCUGCUGACCUUCUCAUAGACGACCGGCUGGACAUCACAGGGGCCGAGCCCAACCCCAACUGGGAGCACAUCCUCUUCACAUCAUGCCACAACCGGCACGUGCAGCUGCAGCCCCCCAGCCGCAGACUGCAAUCCUGGACGGAUGACUGGAAGGCUAUUCUGGACAGCAAGCGGCUCCGCUGAACUGUACUGUGUUCUGGGCUCCCCCUCGGAGCCUGUGACCUCAGGGCUCCCAGUGCUGGCCUGGGGAGCUAGUGAUUUGGCCUGGAGGCUCCUCCUCAGACCUCCAGGCCCCUGUCUGGUCUUAACUGAUCUUGGAGCAGAGCUGGCCUCAGGACCUUGGACAGUUCACGUGAAGCCAGGCUGCCCAGGUUGACCUCAGGCUUGGCCAGGCACCCCAGAUAUGGAGGAGCCAAGGUCCUUGGCAGGGUCUGGCUGUCCUCACCACCUCAGGGAAGCCCCUCAGGUCUGCGGCCCGUCAGUGUGGAGUGCUAGCCGCAGGAUGGUUAACAGGCGAGAUACGAAGAAGCAGGUGGGGGUGAGCCCCUCACAUUCUCAACACAGCCCCCUAACUACUGACUGUUCCUCUGAUUGCCACAUGACCCACCGUGUGUUCAGCAGCCUGUCGCUGAGUUCUGGGGUGGCCAGGCUCUGUGGUGGGCACCAAGCUGCCCUGGCUGUCAGCUCAGAGGCCCUGCUUAGGGCUCAGUGACCUCAGCAGACUCAAGCAUUUGUUGAAGGCAUGAAAAAUAAAUGCUGUCCACAUGUGGCUUGAGACUGUGGCCUCCUCUAGCCCCCUCACCCCAGGAUCCCCUAGCAUAUGGUCCUGAGUCAUCACCCUGCACGGAUGCGCACGAAAUCACCCACCUGGAGAUGGACGCUCACGGGGCCAGGGAGAGCGGCCCAAUAGCGGCAGAGCCAGCAGCCAUGGUGGCCCCUCCGUCCUCCCCAACCUGUGCUGAUUGGCACCCUUGCCCUUCCUCUCAAGUGCCUCCUUCCUCUCCUGCCCCCCAGUUCUCCUGCCCUCCUGGCCUAUGCACUUCGCAGCAAGAUGCCCACCUCUGCUCCCUUCCCAGGCUCCUACGAGAUCCCUUGAGCUGAGUGCGGAGGCAGCAGCUGAUGUUAGGGUCUUGGCUUUUGUUUCU